Messenger RNA from Oryzias latipes (Japanese medaka), 2653 nucleotides. It is a transcript of the gene reep3b, whose product is annotated as receptor accessory protein 3b. Gene Ontology annotation, cellular component: endoplasmic reticulum membrane; cytoplasmic microtubule; endoplasmic reticulum tubular network. Lineage: Eukaryota; Metazoa; Chordata; Actinopteri; Beloniformes; Adrianichthyidae. Gene Ontology annotation, biological process: endoplasmic reticulum tubular network organization. The record is from RefSeq and is a predicted model, not a curated record. Gene Ontology annotation, molecular function: microtubule binding.
AUGACGUCAGCAUCCUUCAGAGCCUCCCCUGGUGUUAGGAGCCAGGCAGCAAAGUGCAGACGGGGAAGGAAGAGCAUCGAUCAAAACAACAGCAACCCAUAUUUAAACACUGGCCCAUGGGUGUAGUGGCCGGACAGUGAGGCCGGAGGUUCUGCUGGAAGCUGCGUGGGGUCGCAGCCGCCUUUUUCUUACGUAGGUCAUCGAAGUUGUUGAAGUUUACAGCAGACCUCGCUAACUUUAGCACCGGGACUGUUUCUGCCUCUGAGUCGGCUCCAAAUCCACUCAAGCUGUCGAGAUGGUGUCUUGGAUGAUUUCGAGAAGUGUCGUGCUGCUGUUUGGGACUCUGUAUCCUGCAUACUACUCCUACAAAGCUGUGAAGACCAAAAACGUCAAGGAAUAUGUGCGGUGGAUGAUGUACUGGAUCGUGUUUGCCCUCUACACUGUUGUGGAGACCAUCACUGACCUGACAGUGGCGUGGUUUCCGCUCUAUUAUGAGCUGAAGAUAGCGUUUGUGAUUUGGCUGCUGUCCCCGUACACCAGAGGAGCGAGUCUGAUCUACAGGAAGUGCCUGCACCCUCUGCUGUCCUCCAGAGAACGGGAAAUCGAUGACUACAUUGUGCAGGCCAAAGAAAGGAGCUAUGAGACCAUGGUGAACUUUGGCAAGCAGGGGCUGAGCAUCGCCGCCACCGCUGCCGUCACCGCAGCCGUCAGGGGUCAGGGCGCCAUCACUGAAAAGCUGCGCAGCCUGAGCAUGCACGACCUGUCUCAGAUCGGCCAGCAGGACGAGGGAGGAAACCAGCUGUUCCAGUACAGCUCCCGCUCCGCCAACCCCGCCGCCAGGAGAGCGCAGAGCUCUGAGCACGCCGCUGAUGAGAACUAUUACGAUGAAGAGGACAGAUCCGACGAAGAGGCCGAGCCGACCUUCUCUGAAGACGAGGCCGUGAGUCAGAAGGGCCUGAGGCGAUCGCAGAGCGUCAAGAUGACGCGCUCCAGAGCGCGGAAAGACGCUCGCUACGGCUCCCUGAAGAUCAAGGGCAAGAAGAGGCCGGCUCUGAGCGCCGUGAACUACAGCACCAUGAGGGACACGCCCAGCUGAGCGCAAGCAGCAGCUGAUUGGAGGACGGCCCCGCCUCCUCGCUCUGAUGGAGGCAUCCCCAUCACCCUGCUCAUCCAAAACCAGCAGCUCAGAGACGACCUCUGACCUUUGUGGAAGUGUACCGUGUACAUAAGGUGUUUUUUAUCGGUGUGAUCUUUUUUGGUUCUUGUCUUGUAUUUGUUGUCGUCUGAGGAUCUCAUUGGCUGAACAGAACGGCGUGAAGAGCUGGCGUCUUCUGCUGCUCUUUCACCAUCUAAACUGUCAGCAGUAACGAAAAAAAAAAAAAAAAAAGAAAUUUUUAACCUGCAUUCCUCCAGCAAAUCCCAAAGAGGUUGAAGACGAACCUUCAGACUUUUGUUUUGACAUAAGAAAUGUGCAGAAAGACAGAAGAGCUGCGCUUUUGUUUUUUUUAAACGUCUUUCUUAGAGCUUUUAGCCUUUCUGCAUAGACUCCUCUUUCCAAAGCCGUUCUGCCUUUGCUGCUGGUCAGUGGCUCUCACACCAACCUCCAGGCCGGACCUCGGUGGAGUCGAACACACCCGUCUCUCCUCUGCACCGGCAGCCGAACACUCUCCGAGUCCGCUGAGCUGGAAGACUAAACCAAAGAGGUGUUUGGGGGGGGGGGGGGGGGGGGGGUUACGGUUGCUGUACGGCUCCUCACUUCCACUUCCUGAAUCAUGGAUUGUGAACUCUGGUUGGAUUUUCCUGCUGCAUUUCCUGGGAUCAUUGAAGAUUCCCUUUUUGUUGGAUGAAGUUUCCAUGUCGGCGUGUGAUUUGCACAAACACUCACCGGCGUCUUCAUGAAAGACGCCAUCCGUCUGUCUGUUGGGGAUUUGAACCUGAGACGGCGGUUCUGGCCCGUGAGCUUUUUCCUGUCCACCUUUGCUGUUGCCUCCUUUCAUCUCACCUGAGCUGGCGUUUCUACCUGUUGGAGGCACGUUAACCAUGUUGACAGAGCCGUGGCGUUUUGUGGGCGGCGCAGCGCUGCUGGAGGCGGGGAUUUCUGCAGAGGAAGCCGACCUGCUGGUCUUCCUCCGUUUGUUUUUUAUACUGAGAACUAUAACAAGCUAAGGUUACUCGUGUGAUUCGUGUGCGUUGGUUGCUCUCCUGUGACUGAAACCGAAGCCGGACGCCCCCACCUGAUGCUGGACGCCGGAGUUGUGUGUCAUAAAUGAAAGAUGAGAAAACACGUGUGUCUUGGUUCUUGGCGUUCUGGGAUCUGGACGGGGCGGUUUUGGUGACUGGGCUGGAGUUCUGAACAGAACCAUCAAGAAGGUGUUGAGACUGCGUUUCAUUCUGGUUACAUGUAACUUUGUUGCCUCAUUGUAUGCUCAGUUGGGAGAAAAUAACCUGUUAUGAAAUCAUGUGUAUUGAUCUGAACUGAAACAAUUAUUUAAGUUUGUUGACAUGGCUGCAGUUUGAAUUCACAUGAUUUGACCCCCCCCCCAGCUUUAUUUGUGAGUUUUCUCUGUAAACAUCUCGGCUCACUCCAGACUUUCCAGUUUUUUUUCUCAAUUGUUGGUGACAAAACAAUAAAAAAACGUACAUUUUCAAUUUC